CUAGGCUGACAUUUUGCGAUUUGGUUUCCCAUCAUCACUUGCAACAGAACACGCCACCUACUGCGCAUCCUAACUGUGUGAAGAAGACAAGAGGUUCUAAGGAGGAAACCGAGGCCAGGGGCAGAAGCUACUCACAAACCAGCACGGCAGGCCACCCAGCGGCCCAACUCGCCUCAAUUUUCACCCCUCCCCCUCAGAAGACUGACCUGUCACCACGCACAGGACAGCACAGUGCACGCCUGGAGGCAGUUCCCGGAGCCCACUCACCGCCAUCAACAUGAUGGGCAUCCGGCCCCACAGCGCAGGCGUCUACUCUGCGACCUGGUCCACACCGCAGCCCGGCCUGGAGGAUCACGCUGGCCCAGAGACCUGCUCCGUGCCAGUCCAGGAAGACUCAGCGGAUCCGCCGGCUGCGCCUGCGCUCUCCUCCAUGGUGAUCUUGUCAGAGGGCUGCGCCCUGCAGCUGCCCCUGGACAGCUUCAACCUGGUGGUGGAGGCCAUGCCUGACUCGGUCCUGCAAGUGACUCUGCAAGACCACACCGUCAUCCUGGGCCCCCACAACCUCCUGUGCUCCACCGACGGAGGCUCCGGAGGGCAGAGCGACUCUCAUGAAGGUCUGGACGCGCAGGGUGCCUGCCUGGGCGCAGCCCAGGAGAACAACAUCGUCAUCUUGGUGGAGCAGCAGGGAUUCUGUGCUUCUAUCCCAGAGAUGGCCGACCACGAAGAGGUCCAAGCCCAGGAUGAUGCGCACUCCGUGUUCCUGGUGCCUUACGGGGACUCUCCAGCCGGCCUCACUGCUGGGCUUCUGCUCUGGCCCACAGCAGUAUCAAGCCCUGACCCACAGGGCUCCAUCCCAGAGCCAAGGCCUCUGGUGGUCCCCAUCAUUCCUUUUGCAAGUGGCUCUCCUGGCCUCUUCUUCGACCAGGACAACUUCCAUCUGCUGAGGCCCUUCCCCACCUCACCACUCCAACCUCUGCCUCCCUUUCCCAGUCCUGGUCCCCAUGACCGCCCAGUGCGUCUGGGUCCUCAUUGCAAAGCCAGGAGACGCCUGUUUCAGGAAUAAAUUGCUUCCUGCAACACUUCACCACUCUUCUGGGGUCCAAGUGAGGGUCUUCUCACGGCUAUUGUUUGUGCACUACACAACCUAAAGGAUACCCAACGGAUAGUUUUUUGUUUUUUGUUUUUUGUUUGUUUUAAUG
This is a messenger RNA of Fukomys damarensis (Damara mole-rat), 1199 nucleotides long. RefSeq names its product proline-rich protein 23A. Bases 278 to 1063 code for a protein of 261 amino acids. The record is from RefSeq and is a predicted model, not a curated record. The transcript has a single exon. NCBI's taxonomy places the organism in Eukaryota, Metazoa, Chordata, Mammalia, Rodentia, Bathyergidae.